Molecule: messenger RNA, 1073 nt
Organism: Neocloeon triangulifer
Lineage: Eukaryota; Metazoa; Arthropoda; Insecta; Ephemeroptera; Baetidae
Product: protein rolling stone-like
Exons: 4
Coding region: 81-917 (278 amino acids)
Cellular component (GO): membrane
Source: RefSeq, a predicted model, not a curated record
CGCACACAUCUUAAAUAUAUCUUCGCGCGAAUAUUUUAUUUAUAAAUUAACUUUUGAGUGCAUUUUUUUAAACAAAAAUCAUGGUAAAUACAAAAUGUACCCGGUUUUGGAUCAAAGAGCUAAGACUUGAGAACUGGAAGCUCAACCACCAAGAUGCAACUGUGUUUUGUAAAAGUCAGUGGUUCAAAGAUCAAACAAAAGCUUCAAAGUUGUACAUGAUAUAUAGGUGGCUUAUUGUUAUAUUCGUCUUUUUCGGAGGGAUUUUCUACGAUAUGAUAAAUGACAUCACAUACAAGCAAUGCAAAUUAUCGCAGCUUCACUGCAAAUUGAUAUGGCCAGUGUAUUUGACCAACUGGAACACCACUUUACUGUUUUUGCAGUCUACCUUGGCUGCUUUUCUUGUCACAAGGCAUUGCAUCUGCCCCAAGAAAUCAAGCAACACUAUGAGUGCCAUACACAAAGCAUACUGGACGCUUUAUAACAUGUCUAGUGGACUAGCGCCGAUUGUGACAUGCAUGUUCUGGAUUUUCGAAUACAAACCAGAAAUCCAUGAUUUGGACUAUGUGAAUUUGAGAGAGCAUGCGGUUUUCACCAUAAUCGUGCUAAUUGACGUCCUCGUGUGCGCGCAUCCAAUGCGGCUGCUGCAUCUGUACCAGGUAGGUGCCCUAGGGCUGGGCUACGUCACGUUUUCCUUAAUUUACUUCCUCUUUGGCGGCAUCAACCGUCAAGAUCAACCCUACAUUUACGACAUUCUUGAUUGGAAUCAUUUCUGGCAAGCAGCAUUUGUGGCGAUUGGGACUCUGGUUUUUGAGUGCUUCGUUUUCUUCACUUUGUGGACUGUUAAUUUGGCUAGACGGAAAAUGGCUAGUAAAUUCUCCUGCGUAGAAAAUGAGAAUGCGCAGGAAAAUAAAGUAUAAUUUACUGUGAAACUGCAGUGAAUAUAUAAUUUUGCUGCUUUCACGGCGAGAGCUAGAAAAUAUAAUUAUUAUUUACUCAUUGUACAUAUUAAAAUUUAUUUUUUAUUAAUUACACAUCUGUAUAAUUUUGUAGAAAAUAUUAUAAAUCAUUGUUGC